AUGGUCCUCCUAUCAAGAUCAACAUUGCAUCAUCACCAUCGUCACUACCGAGUACCGUCUUCUACAAAGUUCGUUUGUCUCGGGCCUCUUUACCACCCAAGCUCACCAUUUCUUCCAUUACAAACACUGAUCAGCAACAACGAUAGUUACACAUACAAGAAGAGCAUAAUUGUCCCAACACUAUCAAAGGAGACAACCAAACUAGCAGCAAGAGCACUCUCUACCUCAGCAGCAGCUACAAUGGUCAAAGCUAUUAGGGUUCAUGAACUCGGUGGACCUGAGGUUCUGAAAUGGGAGGAAGUGGAAAUAGGAGAGCCAAAGGCAGGAGAGAUCAGGGUGAAGAAUAAGGCCAUUGGGCUUAACUUCAUCGAUGUAUACUAUCGCGAAGGAGUUUACAAGGCUGCCACAAUACCUUUUACACCAGGUAUGGAAGCAGUUGGUGUGGUGACUUCCUUGGGUCCUGGACUAACGGGCAGGAAAGUUGGAGAUCUCGUCGGUUAUGCUGGUAACCCAAUGGGUUCAUAUGCUGAAGAGCAGAUCCUUCCAGCAGAAAAAGUGGUGCCUGUUCCUUCCACUCUGGAUCCUGUUGUAGCUGCAGCUGUCAUUCUCAAAGGAAUGACAGCACAAUUCCUAGUUCGUCGGUGUUUCAAGGUUGAACCUGAACACACAGUUCUUGUUCAUGCAGCAGCAGGUGGAGUUGGGUCUCUGUUGUGCCAGUGGGCAAAUGCCCUUGGUGCCAUUGUCAUUGGAACCGUCUCAACCAAAGAAAAGGCAGCUCAAGCCAAAGAUGAUGGAUGUCAUCAUGUCAUAAUGUACAAGGAAGAGGAUUUUGUUACCCGUGUCAAUGAGAUAACUUCAGGCAAAGGAGUUGAUGUUGUCUAUGAUUCAGUUGGAAAAGACACCUUUCAGGGUUCUUUGGCCUGCUUAAAAAUCCGCGGAUACAUGGUAAGUUUUGGGCAGUCCUCCGGUACACCAGACCCACUACCAUUGUCGGCACUUGCAGCGAAAUCGCUGUUCUUGACAAGGCCCACCCUCAUGCAGUACAAUCUAACACGGGAAGAGCUGCUUGAAAAUUCUGGAGAGCUAUUUGCUGGCAUCACAUCGGGGGUCUUAAGGGUCCGUGUAAAUCGCACCUACCCCUUAUCUCAGGCGGCACAAGCGCAUGCUUAUCUUGAGGGUCGGAAGACAUCAGGAUCCGUUGUUCUGAUACCAGAUGGUAUUGACCAGUAA
Molecule: messenger RNA, 1230 nt
Organism: Ilex paraguariensis (yerba mate)
Lineage: Eukaryota; Viridiplantae; Streptophyta; Magnoliopsida; Aquifoliales; Aquifoliaceae
Source: the annotation of a GenBank genome assembly